GUGCUUGGUUUGCCUGUUAUUUGAUCUUUUGUCAUGGAUCGAACUGGAAAGGCCAUCACGUCCAAGCAUCGCAGCGUCAUGUACGCCCUCGGCCACCUCAAGAGCACGCGGGAGUGGGUGCCGGACAGCGCGAGGCAUCACUGCUCAUGCUGCACGAAACAGUUCUUUUUGGGCGGCGGAAAACACCACUGCCGGCGAUGCGGGGACGUCGUGUGUAAAACGUGCGCGCCGUUCGCGCCUGCGCUGCUGCCGGUUGUCGGCCGCACGACCGUCCGCGUGUGCCAGAGCUGUCGUGCGAUCGAUGCCGCCCUCCCCGAAUCACACUUCCUCGACGACUUGUCGUCGUCAGAGGACGACGACGUCGAAGAGCUGCUGCAGGAAAAGUCCGAGAUGCUGCUCUUCAACCCGAGCCACGACGUCAUGGCACGGAUCGAGAUGAAGUUGAACAAGAAGAAGCUCGUCGAGUGCUGCGAAAACAACCGACCGACCUCAGCGUCGUCCACAGCGUCCAUGGCGAGCACCUGACCAUGUCCCGCGCGCCGUGGUUGAACUUAGCCACGCAACGCUUUCGUCGCGUUGGCCGUAACUUAAACAAGUGAUCAUGAUCGAGUUGAGGCACCCUAGAGUCGGG
Aphanomyces invadans is the source of this 631-nucleotide messenger RNA. RefSeq lists its product as hypothetical. Bases 34 to 525 code for a protein of 163 amino acids. The transcript has a single exon. Gene Ontology annotation, molecular function: phosphatidylinositol binding; metal ion binding. The record is from RefSeq and is a predicted model, not a curated record. Lineage: Eukaryota; Oomycota; Saprolegniomycetes; Saprolegniales; Verrucalvaceae.